AUGAAGAAAAACUCAGUGGGCAAGAGUGCCGUUUCGAAGGGGUUCAGAGGAGGACAGUAUCGGAAUGAGUAUUUCGCUGCAUUUGCUGCGACCUCAUCAUUGGUAGCCUCGGUGGCUUGUGCCGGUUGGUCUUCACCAGCUCUUCCGGCACUUCGUGGACCAAACUCACCCGUUCCCGUGUCUCCAGAUGAAGGGUCCUGGAUAGUGUCGCUCCUGUCGAUCGGAUCUCUGUUUGGACCCGUCAUCUGUGGCCUUUUCGUCGAUCGCUUCGGAAGGCGAAAGGUGCUGCUCAGCAGUGCGCUACCAAUCGCGGCUGGAUGGCUGAUGAUUGCGUUUGCCCAGUCCGUCGGAAUGUUAUAUGCUGCCCGAUUGUUACACGGCAUUGGCUACGGUCUUGCAUACUCCGUGACGCCAAUCUACCUCGGGGAAAUAUCUUCUGAUGCCAUCCGUGGGUCAACGGGUGUGCUCGUUACGGUGAUGGCCAAACUGGCCUUCUUGUUCGAGUACGUUGUUGGUCCGUACGUUGGAUUCCGUGCGCUGGCCUGGAUUUCGCUCGCACUUCCGGUUGUGUUUUGUGUAGUGUUUUUCUGGAUGCCCGAGACGCCAUAUUUUCUACUCACACAGGGAAACGAACGUGCCGCACGGGAAAGUCUCCAGUGGUUACGUCGGUCGGACGGCGUUCAAGUUGAGGAGGAACUUUGCCGGAUGAGCAAACUCCUGCUGGAUAGCAAACGUGAGGGUAAUCCACUGAAUCAACUGUUGUGCGCAUCAUCUAAUAGGAAAAGUCUGGCAAUCAUCCUACUCCUCUCGCUCGGCAUGCAGCUGACCGGAAUCAACGCCAUCCUUGGAUAUUCGCAGACCAUUUUCUCCCGACUUGCGCUUCCUCUCAGUGCCGCCGAAUUGUCGAUCGUUCUCGCCCUCGUUCAACUUGCAUCUGUACUUUUACCCACAUUCCUAGUCGAUCGAGCUGGCCGGCGACCUCUUCUUCUUUUCUCAACGGCCGGAUCCAUGCUCGGAUUGAUCACCUGUGCCAUUUAUUUCACCCUGGACGAGACCACCUCCGACGUGCUCUCGACGGAACCGGGAGCGGCCCACGGUUGGGUACCAUUCGCUGGAGUGCUACUUUUUAUCAUCUCCUUCGCCAUCGGGUUGGCUACAGUGCCGUUUGCCAUUCUGGGUGAAGUAUUUCCGAAGCACAUCAAGGCGGCAGCAAAUGCAGUGUUUGCCGUCAUCUCUUCGGUGGUCGUGUUCUCCGUGGUCAAGCUGUUCCAAGUCAUCUCCGACGGGGCUGGAACGUACGUAUCGUUCUGGAUUUUUACUGUCUGCACGACCGUGACGGGGGUUUUGAUAUAUUUCAUAAUCCCCGAAACGAAGGGACAAUCGUUUGAGCGUAUUCAGGAGAUAAUGCAGCACGGUAGAACGAACAUAAUGCCGGAUGAGCGGAUCAAGAAACGCCCUCUUCUUUGUUAA
Messenger RNA from Anopheles coustani, 1470 nucleotides. Its product is annotated as facilitated trehalose transporter Tret1-like. Gene Ontology annotation, biological process: transmembrane transport. The transcript is spliced from 2 exons. The record is from RefSeq and is a predicted model, not a curated record. Gene Ontology annotation, molecular function: transmembrane transporter activity. Gene Ontology annotation, cellular component: membrane. NCBI's taxonomy places the organism in Eukaryota, Metazoa, Arthropoda, Insecta, Diptera, Culicidae. The coding region runs from base 1 to 1470 and encodes 489 amino acids.